This is a messenger RNA of Fusarium redolens, 297 nucleotides long. RefSeq lists its product as uncharacterized. The coding region runs from base 79 to 246 and encodes 55 amino acids. Lineage: Eukaryota; Fungi; Ascomycota; Sordariomycetes; Hypocreales; Nectriaceae. The transcript has a single exon. The record is from RefSeq and is a predicted model, not a curated record.
CAAAGACGUCGAAUAAAUGAGACCCAAUUGGAAGCACUUCCAGUAAAAUAUGCGGCUCAACCAAAAACAACAACAGCCAUGUCUCACUCCCUUCAGCCAGCCGCAUUUCCAACACACCCUCACAGCCCAAACAAUCAGCCAAGCACUCUAAUUUCCCUCAAGUUGACGAUCAUAGAUAAGCUCAAGAUUACGCGUACGCCAAAUUCUCAACUCAGCAGAUCGGUAGUCUUGGCGUUUGCUCUUUGACCAUUGGCAAUAUCUUGGGUGUUACUCCCUUGAUGACACCUCCUCUUUGUU